AUGCCCAUUGUAAAAUACCCCAGGGCUACAGAGCCUCUCUGGCAUGAAUGGGACAGGAAAGCACAGAAAUGUGGAUUAAGACACACAGUCUAUGCUGUAAAUGGGGAUCAGUAUACCGGCGAAUGGCUGGACAACUUGAAGCAUGGUAAAGGCACCCAGGUAUGGAAAUGCACCGGAGCUAUUUAUAGCGGUGACUGGAAGUUUGGGAAGAGGGAUGGUUAUGGCUCAUACAGCAUUCCUGACCCUGUAACCAAGGAAUACAAGAAGGUGUACACAGGCUGGUGGAAAAAUGACCGAAAAUGCGGCUAUGGGGUGACAUUUUACGCCAGCAGGAAGCGCUACGAGGGCGAGUGGAGCGGUGGGCUGCGGAGCGGCUGGGGACGGAUGUACUACCCAGAUGGCUCCAUCUACGAGGGGCAGUGGCUGGAGAACAAGCCCAACGGGCAGGGGAUGCUGCGGCUGCCAAAUGAAAAUCGGUAUGAAGGAGGUUGGAAAGGUGGAAAGAAGCAUGGCCCAGGGAAAUUUUUCUACUUGGAUAAGGGACAGUUGUUUGAAGGUAUCUGGGCAGCAGAUAUACCAAAAUGUGGAAUUCUGAUUGACUUUGGCAGAGAUGAAGCUCCUUCCCCUACUCAGUAUCCAAUCCCAAAGAUUGAACUAGCUGAUCCAGAUGGUGUUUUAGCAGAGGCCCAGGCGAUGUUUGAUGACAGCCAAAAUUAA
Messenger RNA from Haliaeetus leucocephalus (bald eagle), 717 nucleotides. It is a transcript of the gene MORN3, whose product is annotated as MORN repeat containing 3. The record is from RefSeq and is a predicted model, not a curated record. The transcript has 5 exons. Lineage: Eukaryota; Metazoa; Chordata; Aves; Accipitriformes; Accipitridae. The coding region runs from base 1 to 717 and encodes 238 amino acids.